Molecule: messenger RNA, 2514 nt
Organism: Didymosphaeria variabile
Lineage: Eukaryota; Fungi; Ascomycota; Dothideomycetes; Pleosporales; Didymosphaeriaceae
Gene: trl1
Product: tRNA ligase
Exons: 1
Coding region: 1-2514 (837 amino acids)
Biological process (GO): tRNA splicing, via endonucleolytic cleavage and ligation
Cellular component (GO): nuclear inner membrane
Molecular function (GO): phosphoric diester hydrolase activity; GTP-dependent polyribonucleotide 5'-hydroxyl-kinase activity; RNA ligase (ATP) activity
Source: RefSeq, a predicted model, not a curated record
AUGGCGCACCGCGACACGGCGCCAUACGUGCCGCAGGACCACAAGGAGGUCACGCAGCUGAUCCACUCGCUAGAAGGCCACGAGGGCAGGUCGUCGAAACAGAAAGGCUUCUCGGUCCGGAAACACACGUUCCCUCUGCCUAAUGGCCGCUCGGUCGAUUCGUGGAAGAUGAACGAUUGGGACUACAAGAAGGAGCACCUACCCACUUACGCACGCGGUCUCUUCACAUACAAGACAUUGUCAGGCAGGGACGAGAUUGUGGUGCGGGGAUACGACAAGUUCUUCAAUCACGGCGAAGUCCGCAAGACGGAAUGGAAGAACGUCGAGCGGAAUACACGGGGGCCAUACGAGCUCAGCGUGAAGGAGAACGGCUGCAUCAUAUUCAUCUCUGGACUGGAUGACGGCACCUUGUUGGUGUGCAGCAAACAUUCGACAGGUGCGCGUGGCGACGUUGAGCUCAGCCAUGCUUGCGCCGGCGAGCGAUGGGCCGAGAAACAUCUUGCAUCAGUCGGAAAGACAAAGAAGGAUCUAGCACAGAAGUUGCGCGAGAUGAACGCAACGCUGGUGGCCGAGCUCUGCGACGACGAUUUCGAGGAGCAUGUCCUGGCAUAUACCCCCGAGCAGGCUGGCCUGUACGUCCACGGCAUCAACCUCAACGUCCCUCACUUCGUCACCUACCCCGGCCCUCUAGUCGAUAAGUUCGCCGACGAAUGGGGAAUGAAGAAGGUUCAGUAUGUCAUGGAGGAUGACAUACACGAGGUUCAGCAGUUCCUGGACAAGGUCGCCGAGACUGGCAACUACAACGGGCGCGAUACGGAGGGCUUCGUCAUUCGAUGCCAGGCGCGAGAGACAGAUGACGCGCCAUGGGAGGACUGGUUCUUCAAGUACAAAUUUGAGGAACCGUAUCUAAUGUACCGCCAGUGGAGGGAGUGCACCAAAGCCAUCAUUGGCGGCAAGCCCCCUCGCUACAAAAAGCACCAGCAAAUUACCAAGGAGUAUCUUGAAUACGCUCGCAGGCAAUUCCUCAAGCAGCCCGGCCUGGCAAAACAAUACAACCAGAACCAUGGCAUCAUCAAAUUGCGCGAUGACUUCCUCCGCGAGCGAGGCACUACGGGUGCAGAGAUCAUCCGCCAGGAGCUGCAGAAGGGGCAAGUUGAGAACCAGCAGGUCAAGAACAAUAUUGUACUCGUGCCUAUUGCGACCAUUGGAUGCGGCAAGACCACACUUGCGCUGGCUCUGGUGAAGCUGUUCGGCUGGGGCCAUUUUCAGAACGACAAUGUGAAAGCGAAGAAGGGCCGCGGCCAGGUCUUCGCUGACACCCUUUCCUCUUUGCUUGUCACAAAUCCAGUUGUCAUUGCAGACCGCAAUAACCACCAGAAGCGCGAGCGCGAUCAGCUCAUCAACGACGUUCUCAAGACCGCAAAAGAGGCUCGUUUCGUUGCGCUUCACUACGUUCAUGACCGCACAAACUAUGACGACAUUCGGAGAGCAACGCGUGGUCGUGUGCUAGCCCGCGGUGACAACCAUCAGACCAUUCAGGCGGGCUCCAAGGGGCCGGAGGAAAUCAUCGAGAUCAUGGAGGGCUUCAUGCACCGCUUCCAGCCUGCCGACCCCUCUGAGGCGCCCGACGAGAACUUCGAUCUCAUCAUCAAUAUUGAUCCAGUGGUCGAUUCGCGGGAGAACUUGGAGGUCAUCAUCAACCAGCUCUAUGAGACCUACCCGGCUCUUUUCGAAGGCCGUGAUAUGCCGACCAACGCGGACAUGGACGAGGCUAUCCAGUGGGCCAUGAACGACUACCGCCCAGACUUCAAGAUGGACCUCUCCCGGGGCGGCGGUAAUGCUAACAACAGCCGCAAUAAUCAGAACCAGAACCAGAACCAGGCAAAGAAGCAGAAACAGGAUCAGAACCAGGUCUCGGCAAAAAAGCAGCCCAAAAUGGAGUACUUUUCUGUGCGCCUCCCUACCCAGCGCAUUACUUCAAUACUAGACGCCCUUUUCCAGAAUCAGGACCCAGAAACGGCGCGGCUGUACCGCCAUCUCCAGCAGACCCGCCGCGUGCAGAACGAGUUCCACGUCACCCUGAUGCAUCGCGCAUCUGCGGCAGAGAACCAAUCGUACUGGGACAAGCUGACGCAGCUGCACGCCUCCGUCGCCCAAGCCGAUAGCACCAACUGGGAGCCCGAUCUCGGCAAGUGCGGCGUGCAAAUCGAGCGCCUUGUCUUCGACGACCGCAUCAUGUGUUUCGUUGUACGGCUCAACGGCUCGGCUUCGCUGCAGGUACAGAAUGAAGCGGGUAGUGGAAAUCAGGAGGUAGUCUUCGAGACUGUGAACCCCGUUGCGCAUGUUACGGUGGGCACGGCUAGCGCGGAUAUUAAGCCUAAGGAAAGCAACGAUUUGCUGCAGAGGUGGCUGAAUGAGGGGUCUGGCGGGGAGACGGGCAUCCGGGAAUUCAGCGUGAAAGGAAACGUCGUGCUUGAUGGGAGUGUGCGGGGUGUGCUGGGCAGGAUGCGGUAA